Molecule: messenger RNA, 1876 nt
Organism: Setaria italica (foxtail millet)
Lineage: Eukaryota; Viridiplantae; Streptophyta; Magnoliopsida; Poales; Poaceae
Product: beta-glucosidase 29
Exons: 7
Coding region: 53-1588 (511 amino acids)
Biological process (GO): carbohydrate metabolic process
Molecular function (GO): beta-glucosidase activity
Source: RefSeq, a predicted model, not a curated record
UGCUGCACCACCGAUUCAUCGCCAUUUCCGGUUCCCAGUUCUUCCGAGAACGAUGGGUCCUGGAACUGGGAUGGCGCCGAAGCGGGUGCUCUCCGCUCUGCUCCUCGCAGCUCUCGCGUGCAACGUCGCCCACGCGAAGUUCAGCAGGUACAGCUUCCCGGAGGGCUUCGUCUUCGGCACCGGCUCCGCGUCGUAUCAGUACGAGGGCGCCUACAAGGAAGGAGGCAAAGGUCCCAGCAUCUGGGACACCUUCAGUCACAUCCCAGGUAAAAUUAAGAACAAUGAUACUGGCGAUGUAGCAGAAGACUUUUACCAUCGAUACAAGGAGGAUGUGAAGCUCCUGAAGGACAUGAACAUGGAUGCCUUCCGGUUCUCCAUUGCCUGGACCAGGAUCCUGCCAACUGGCUCCCUGAGCGGUGGAGUCAACAAGGAAGGGGUGGCCUUCUACAACAACCUCAUCAACGAGGUCAUAGCGAAUGGGCUGAAGCCGUUCGUCACCCUCUUCCACUGGGACACACCCCAGGCCCUGGAGACCAAGUACCAGGGCUUCCUCAGCGAGAACAUCAUCAAGGACUACGUGGACUUCGCGGAGGUGUGCUUCCGGGAGUUCGGCGACCGCGUCAAGUUCUGGACAACGUUCAACGAGCCGUGGACGUACGCGUCGCAGGGGUACGGCACGGGCGCCCACGCCCCGGGCCGGUGCUCCCCGUUCAUCUCCAGGUCCUGCACCCCCGGUGACUCCGGCCGCGAGCCCUACGUGGUGACGCACCACAUCCUCCUCGCCCACGCCAGGGCCGUGCGCCUCUACCAGGCCAAGUACCAGCCUUCCCAGCGCGGGCAGAUCGGCCUCACCGCGGUGUCGCACUGGUUCGUGCCCACCACCGACUCCGCCGCCGACAAGCGCGCCGUCCAGCGCAGCCUCGACUUCAUGUACGGCUGGUUCCUGGACCCCAUCGUGCGCGGCGAGUACCCGGGCACCAUGCGCGCCUACCUCGGCGGCCGGCUGCCGAGGUUUACGGCGGAGGAGGCGGUGAUGGUGAAGGGGUCGUACGACUUCAUCGGCGUCAACUACUACACCUCCUACUUCACGUCGGACAGGCCGGCUCCCGCCAACGCGCUCGCGCAGUCCUACGACGGCGACAUCCGCGCCAACACCUCCGGGUUCCGCGACGGCGUGUCCGUCGGCGAGCCGGAGUUCGUGCCCAUCUUCUUCAACUCCCCUGCGGGGCUCCGCGAGCUCCUGCUCUACACCGCCCGCCGCUACAACAACCCCGUCAUCUACGUCACGGAGAACGGCAUCGCCGAGGAGAACAGCCCGCGGAUCCCGCUCAGUGAGGCGCUCAAGGACGGGCACCGGAUCAAGUUCCACUCCCAGCACCUGCAGUUCGUGAACCACGCCAUCAAGAACGGCGUCAACGUCAAGGGAUACUUCACCUGGACCUUCAUGGACUGCUUCGAGUGGGGGGAUGGAUACCUGGAUCGCUUCGGCCUCAUCUUCAUCGAUCGCCUCAAUGGCCUCAAGCGCUACCGCAAGCAGUCCAGCAAGUGGGUCGAGAGCUUCCUCAGGAGGAAGAAGACGCAUUACUGAUCAUGAGCUCCAUGACCAGCUGGUGCUACGUCAUUGCUCCGGUCGGCCGGGAUGGCCGGCCAUAUCUCCCACCGUGUUUUUAUUUGCAGGGUGAUUGUUGCCGAGGUGCCGGGAAUUCCAUUUUCAGAGAGUGAUUGCUGUCUGCUGCCUGCAUUUGCCUCUCGUUGCUGUCGUUGAGUGCGCAGUGAGGGGGAAAUAAAGCUCACGGCUGAUGAGCUAUUUUACCAGUUCAAUUGUUUAAUGUAAUUCAAUUCUUCUCGAGCAAAAUAAAGCAACACGUUCUGCGAA